AUGAUCAUCCGGAGGGCAUUCGCGUGCCAAGUCGCCGCCCUUCUUGGAGUAGCCGUCCUCGUCGCAGCCCAGCCGCUGCCUGACGGCGAGUCGUUGAGCGAGGAACAAGCAGGGAAUGGCGGCCUUCAACAGCUCAGAAGAGUGCGCAAGUACAUGGCCCACACCGAUAGGCUCUUUGCUUCCUCGUCGCCCAACUACGACGGGCGAGACUCUUCUCAGCGGAUAACGGCCGGGACGAUCGAAUUUCUCCGCGUGAAUGGAAUCACCAACGUCAUCAGCCUCAACGGGGAGGCCAAUUCCGACCACAUCAUUCGAGCGCUCGCCGCCGCCAACAUUGCCUAUACGCCCCUCCCCGUCAAGGACUUUCUUUCCCCCACCCUGCACGAUCUCGCACGCGGCUGGGCCAGCUUCCUGCGCCGUCGGAAUGGGACCAUCAUCUGGUGCGGCUACGGCCACGGCAGGACGGGGACCAUGGUGACCGCUCUGCAGAUGUAUUCGCAGCAGCAGCGGUCCGAGUUCAGACCUUGGACGAGGGAUGACUACCUGAGCAACUUCGUCGAGAGUGAGUCGCAGACACAUACGCUGGACCGGCUGCAGAACAUCCUUCAGCGGGGAUCCUAUCAUGAGCCCAUGGACGUCGACGAAGAGUCGCCAUCGCAUUGUCGAAAAAUCAAGAAUCUCGAGUUCGGCCUCAAACUUGCCGAUGAAGAUGGCGCCGGAACCUAUGAUAAAAUCGGCGCCGUCAUAGCCGGCAAGUCCGGCACGGCCACCUUCGACAUCGUGGACGACCCGGGAAGGGGAUUCCAGAAAUGGGUCUCCGUCGACAUGAAGUCUGCAUUUGGAUCCGACACCAUCGACAUCGACGUCAUCAGCAGUGUCAAGCUGACCGCCAAGGGAACCUUUGCCUUGUUCAAACCUACCUUCUUGAUGAAUGAUAAAUGGAAGGUAAAAGGCGUCAUGCUACGCGCCAAAUGCUCCGAAACGGGCUACGAGGCUUAUGAAGAUGGCUUCGUCACCCUGGACUCGUGGUUUCAGCAUACAGAUAGCUGGAUUUUCGGCGGCUUCAGUACCGAGACUGUUGCCUCGUGGCAAAUAGCCCCCGGAGACUGGAAAGUUACACCUUGCGAAACCAUUGACAAGCUGGAGUAUGAGUUCAAGUUGGUCGAUGGGUUAUUUGCCGGAACCUCCGAUUCCAUAUCCUUCACCAUCGGAGAGGAGCAAGGCAAGAAAAUUAAGAUAGGCGGAAACGUCAACCCAGGCUUCAGCAGGACUGAUACCGUCAAUCUCACCCAUGUCUUUGGUUCCGACACGGUGAACACGCACAGGCUGAACAAGAUACGCUUGCUGGACGAUUAUGGCGUAGGAGAGGGGGACAAGUGGCAUUUUCAAGGACUGGAACAGCAGAUGCACAUGACAAAGUUUGCAUCAGAAGAUGUCUGGCUCGGACAUGACCGUUCAAAGGAAGUUGUUUGGACCGGUGAUAUUGCAGCCACUGAUUGGCACGCUAAAGAGUUUAUUCCCGACCCUCCGAAGUGA
Messenger RNA from Drechmeria coniospora, 1536 nucleotides. RefSeq lists its product as uncharacterized. NCBI's taxonomy places the organism in Eukaryota, Fungi, Ascomycota, Sordariomycetes, Hypocreales, Ophiocordycipitaceae. The transcript is spliced from 4 exons. Bases 1 to 1536 code for a protein of 511 amino acids. The record is from RefSeq and is a predicted model, not a curated record.